UGAUAGCCAUGGGUAGGUCUAAACUUUUACGGUCAUGUUCACUUAACCUGGUACCCGAUCUAUGUCUCACUCGGUAAACUUAUGAUAUGGUCAAUCAUUGGUCUAGGACCCCUAGUCAUUCUACAAUGGGGGACGUAUCUAGAAGGGUGGCCGUCAACCUUACUCCACAUUUGGUCCUCAUAAAUUCCGAAUACUUAAUAAUAUUGAACACAUUUUCCGAGUAUCAAACCUAAAAGGUGAAGGGCAAAAGCGUUUUAAUCGGGCACAGUGACUUAAUAUUUGGGUAUGAAAUGAUUGAAAGGAUGGCAUACUAUGGAAUAGCAUCAAAUCUAGUAUUGUAUCUAACAAAGAAGCUUCAUGAGGGUACUGUCAAAUCUUCAAACCAUGUUACCAAUUGGGCUGGUACAGUUUGGAUCAUGCCAGCUGCUGGUGCUUACAUAGCUGAUGCCUAUCUUGGUCGAUAUUGGACCUUUGUCAUAUCAUCAGCCAUUUACUUUUUGGGAAUGUGUUUAUUAACUCUAACAGUAUCACUACCAAUGUUGAGACCACCACCUUGUGGUCAAGAUAUAGCAGACAAAGAUUGCCCAAAAGCUUCAUCAUUCCAAAUUGGUAUUUUCUUCUUUGCUUUGUACAUCAUUGCAGUAGGCACAGGUGGAACUAAGCCAAACAUUUCCACAAUGGGAGCUGACCAAUUUGACGAGUUCGAGCCCAAAGAGAGGUCCCAAAAACUUUCCUUUUACAAUUGGUGGGUUUUUUAUAUUUUAAUUGGAACCAUUUCAGCCCAAACAGUAUUGGUUUAUAUACAAGACAAUGUUGGUUUUAGCCUUGGAUAUGGGAUUCCAACCAUUGGACUUGUUAUAUCCAUAUUGAUUUUUGUGUUAGGAACACCACUUUAUAGACAUAGAUUACCCUCUGGAAGCCCUUUAACUAGGAUGGUUCAAGUCUUUGUGUCUGCUAUGAGAAAGUGGAAAUUAAAUGUCCCAAUUGAUUCAAAAGAACUACAUGAGGUCAGCAUUGAAGAGUAUACAAGUAAAGGAAGGUAUAGAAUUAAUCACAGCUCUUCAUUAAGAUUCCUUGACAAAGCUGGACUGAAUACUGGCCAAACAUCACCAUGGAUGCUUUGUACUGUGACACAAAUUGAGGAAACAAAACAAAUGAUAAAAAUGAUUCCUAUAUUGAUUACAACAUGUAUUCCAAGCACAAUUAUAGCUCAAACAACCACACUCUUCAUAAGACAAGGCACGACACUAGACAGGAGAAUGGGACCUCAUUUUAAAAUUCCUCCGGCAUGUCUCAUAGCAUUUGUAAAUAUCUUCAUGCUGAUAAGCGUUGUAAUCUAUGAUCGCAUUUUUGUUCCUGCUAUCCGACGCUACACAAAGAAUCCAAGAGGAAUCACAAUGCUACAAAGACUAGGAACCGGCCUGGUUAUGCACGUCAUUAUAAUGGCUAUUGCAUGCCUUAUCGAGAGAAAGAGACUCGGCGUUGCUAGAGAUAGCAACCUAUUAGGCAUGCACGAUACGAUCCCUCUUUCCAUUUUCAUUCUCGUCCCUCAAUUCGCUUUAAUGGGGAUUGCCGAUACGUUUGUUGAUGUUGCUAAGCUAGAGUUUUUCUAUGAUCAAGCACCUGAAUCCAUGAAAAGUCUUGGAACAUCAUAUUGUACCACAACAUUGAGCAUUGGGAAUUUUUUGAGUACUUUUCUUCUAUCAACUGUUGCUGAUCUCACAAGUAAACAUGGUCAUAAGAGUUGGAUUAAGGAUAAUCUAAAUGUCUCACGUUUAGAUUAUUAUUAUGCUUUUUUGGCCUUGUUGAGUGUUGUCAAUUUCAUUUGUUUCUUUGUUAUUGCCAAAUUCUUUGUAUAUAAUGAGGAUGUAACACAAACCAAAAUGAACUUAGAGAUGAACCACCCUGCUUAUAAGACUGAAAUAAGUCAAAGUAUCUCACAACUAGAUGCAUCCUAGAGAAAACACUAAAAAAAGUUUUUCUGUUCUUGUAAUAAGCCUUUAGUUGUGACUCAUUUUCUAUGCUUAUAUGUUCUUUUAAAUCGCAAGUGUGCAUAUGUUGCUUAAAAUCAUCAAUAAAAUUGAGAUAA
Molecule: messenger RNA, 2089 nt
Organism: Trifolium pratense (red clover)
Lineage: Eukaryota; Viridiplantae; Streptophyta; Magnoliopsida; Fabales; Fabaceae
Product: protein NRT1/ PTR FAMILY 5.2-like
Exons: 4
Coding region: 291-1958 (555 amino acids)
Biological process (GO): dipeptide transport; transmembrane transport
Cellular component (GO): membrane
Molecular function (GO): dipeptide transmembrane transporter activity; tripeptide transmembrane transporter activity
Source: RefSeq, a predicted model, not a curated record